Puccinia triticina is the source of this 429-nucleotide messenger RNA. RefSeq lists its product as uncharacterized. Lineage: Eukaryota; Fungi; Basidiomycota; Pucciniomycetes; Pucciniales; Pucciniaceae. The transcript has 4 exons. The record is from RefSeq and is a predicted model, not a curated record. The coding region runs from base 1 to 429 and encodes 142 amino acids.
AUGUUCCUUGUGGACCCAAAUUUCUCACAGUUCAAUGAGGAAACUCGACUGCGCUUUUAUGGCAAGUUCAUAUCUGUUGGAGAGCGAGUCAGGGUUUCCGGAGUUGGAGUAAUCAAGAAAGUUCGUGUUGUCGAGAUAGGGAGUGGUACCGAAGAUGACCUUAUUGAUAUCACGGUCGAACAUUUGGCAGAGGCCCGGUUUGGCGGAGCCAUGCGCGUGCAAUGCCUGUUGGGCUGGAAGUUCUGUAAGGUGCCCGAAGAUACGACGUUGUAUGUUGGAAGUAAGAUAUUUUACGAAGGUGUUCUCGACGGCUGGGCAUCUUCCUGUGGUCGCAUGGUCAUCGAGGUUCGCAGCGCAACUGUAAAUUUUGCUGAUAUCCAGCUCGCGAGAUCGACACUUUCACCUGAUUCGGACGUCUACGCCUAUUAA